Molecule: messenger RNA, 294 nt
Organism: Alternaria ethzedia
Lineage: Eukaryota; Fungi; Ascomycota; Dothideomycetes; Pleosporales; Pleosporaceae
Gene: GNG1
Product: Guanine nucleotide-binding protein subunit gamma
Exons: 3
Coding region: 1-294 (97 amino acids)
Biological process (GO): G protein-coupled receptor signaling pathway
Cellular component (GO): heterotrimeric G-protein complex
Molecular function (GO): G-protein beta-subunit binding
Source: RefSeq, a predicted model, not a curated record
AUGCCCGUCAUGAUGGCUCAAGCACCCUACGAGAUACGGACGGGCGGCGACGGCAAGAGCAAGAAGCAGAGCAUGGCCGAGCUCAAGCUGCGACGUCUGACCGAACUCAACCAGCGCCUGCGCGAGGACCUCGAGCGCCGCAGGAUACCCGUAUCGGAAGCCGCGUUAGAUCUCAUUGCAUUCACGGAUAAAGAACCCAAAGAUUGGAUGGUACCGUCACGAUGGGGAACGAUUGACAAGCGCGACGACCCCUACGCGCCACAACAGAGCAACGGCUGCUGCAUCGUAAUGUAA